This is a messenger RNA of Mya arenaria, 1067 nucleotides long. RefSeq lists its product as uncharacterized. The record is from RefSeq and is a predicted model, not a curated record. The transcript is spliced from 6 exons. Lineage: Eukaryota; Metazoa; Mollusca; Bivalvia; Myida; Myidae. Bases 240 to 602 code for a protein of 120 amino acids.
CCAGCAAUGAUAAUGUCCACUGGCUUUUCAGUAAUGGCACAAAGAUUACUGUCUUAUUAUUACCAUAUUUUGUCGAAAUAACGCACCCACGUACACAGUUUGUAACUGCUUACGAAGACAAAAUCGUGUACUUUGAAUGCGUUACGUCACCUGGAUACCCUGCGUCAGUUAUCACAUGGUAUAAACUGACCAAUCGAAAGGAGGUCAUUACAAAUGCAGGCGGUUCUUCAACUACAGAGAUGAAGGACAGGACAAUCGUAACAAGAAGUUGGGUGUCACUGACCUUCAGUAUUUCAGACGAUUGGACAUUCGUGUACUGCACAGCCAAUAAUUCUGCGGGAACUUUAACUUCGAGAAAUCGAGCUGCUGUUCAUGUUCAUAAAGUAACAGAUUCUACAUUAGCAAAGGCUGCGAUCGGGCUGUCAUCUUUAACUGGAACAGCAUUAGUCUUUUUUAUUGUCGGAUGUUUUAUAUUCAUGAAACUGCGUUCAACUAAAGCCAGUCCUCGAGAGAAUACACACGAUUCAGGACACGUGAAUCAAGCAAACGACCAAGGAAAGGACAAUAUCAGUAGCAGAGUUAAUUUGAACUGUCGGUUUUAGGGCUAGCGCAGAAAACAGCAGCUACUCGAUGUUACAAAUGUAUCAGACCACAACGCUAAAAGAGUCAUACGAACCUCUGCAGAUGGCGGGAGAUUUUUAGGCAUGUACUAUGUAGUCAUUGCCUUUAGUUGUUCAACUGUGUUGCCAACACAUGAGUGUUCAGCUGUACUACGUUUCAUGAGGAAACUUUUUCACAAACUCCGAAUCUUGCUCAGUUUCAGGUUUUUUUAUAUAAAAAACUAGGCCCAUAUGUGUAUGAGUUGUAAAAACAAUGAACAAAGUUUCAUGAACAAAGAGUAUCAUGAGUGAUGCAAUUUUUAUAUAAAUACAAAUAUAGAAUAGGAAUGAUGGAUAUAAUUUACGCGUUGGACACGUUUUAUUACAAAAAUAGACAAUUUCAAAAAAGAUAUCUAAUAGAUUAGUGUUUUUUUUAAAUAAUUUAUCAAAAUUUAGAGUAUGCAUACG